AUGCUCAAGGCCUCCCACAAAAGGAAGCGGAGGGGCGUCAAGUCAUUUUACAAAUGUGUUUCAUCGAGGAAAACGGCGACAAAGGCGUUCAUUGUUCGAUGCAUGGUCGGGCAUUGUCGUGGAGAAGAAUUGGAUUCUUUCAUUGUUGUCCAGUGCCAGCCAUUGGUACUGAGAAGGAAAACGACACUUGAAGAGGACGACUUUUUUGAUUUGAUCGAUCAUGAAACUCCAACUUUUCCACAAUUCUUAAAUUGUUUGGAAUGUCGAACGACGGCAGGAUGGCGGAGCUUAAGUUCGCCGAAAAUUUUUCAUGUUGCUGUAAGGGGAGAGCUGUGA
Messenger RNA from Loa loa (African eye worm), 336 nucleotides. RefSeq lists its product as hypothetical. The coding region runs from base 1 to 336 and encodes 111 amino acids. Lineage: Eukaryota; Metazoa; Nematoda; Chromadorea; Rhabditida; Onchocercidae. The transcript has 3 exons. The record is from RefSeq and is a predicted model, not a curated record.